AUCCCAUCGUUAGAGAACAGAGCAACAGAGCAAAUCAUUUGUCCCGCCUUCACAUUAAUUUCUCUUUAACUGAUUUGACGAGCAUCCUCUCUGGAGUAUUGUCCCAGUUCCAGCUGCGAUCAUGUCAAACCAGCAGGUGGGCACGGUGUUCGAUCGUGUCAUCCAGGAGGUCUGUGAUGGCUCCCAGGUGGACUUUGAGGAAAGCGGAGUGGAUCAGCAAACAUUGUUAGACCUGCGCAGAAGCUGGCAGAAAAAGCUGUCCUCGUUGGGCGUUGCUCACUUCCCCUGGGAUCCCCCGCCGCCGCAACCCGCUCCUCCUCAGGCUCAAAACAUACUUCCUCCUACAGCGACGGUCCCCUCUAAUGCUCCCCGGGCUGGUCCACCUCCUCAACCACAGCACCAUGUUCCCCCGCCCCCUCAACAUCACCUCCCGCAGUCCGUCCCUGGUACGGUCCCCCCGCUGCAGGCUCCCGCUCCCGUUGGGCCCCCUCCUCACGCCAUGGGUCAGCCACCGCACAUUAAAACCGAACCUGGUCUCAAUGGCCAGCCCGGAAUGAUCCCUAUGAACAACAUGAUGAUGUCGAACGCCCCGAACCCCCAAUCCGCACAGGAACGUGCUGCCAACAUGCUUCGACAGCGGUAUGGCGCUGCGGCCGCUAACUCGGUCAGCCAGAUGCAAGCGCAAUCACAAGCACAGGCAGCCAUGGGCAUGCCCGGCCAGCACCGUCCCCCUCACCUUCAGCAUGUUCCAAACGGCCAGGCCCCACAAAUCAAGCAAGAACCGGGUUACCCGCCUGUGUCUCAGCCUCCUGUCGGGAAUGCUCAAACAGAUGGUGCGGGUGAUGAUGCCCUGUCUGUUUGGAAAGCUGAGGUUGCACGGAGACGGGAAGCUGCUGAACGCCAGGGGGGAGAAGGUGACCGUAUUCUUCGGGAACAUCUCAAGCAGCGUAUGCUUCAGUUAGAGGGCGGCGGUCUCAUGCUGCCUCUAGAGGAGCAUCAGUCCUCAUCCAAACCAUCCCAAGUGCUGGCGAACCAACUAGAAUCAGGCAACGAUAUGGGGCUUGCGGCACAUGGUCAACCGCCCAGAAUCCCGGGUGCUCAGUUUGAUGGCCCGGGAGGCGAUGAUGAAAGGGACGAGGAUGACGAGGACGCUAUCAAUUCCGAUCUGGAUGAUCCUGAUGACCUUGUUGCGGAGGAUCAUGACGCUGAAGACGCUGUAGGUCAGGUCAUGCUUUGUACCUAUGACAAGGUGCAACGCGUGAAGAACAAGUGGAAGUGCACGCUCAAGGAUGGUAUCUUAACCACCGGUGGCAAGGAGUACGUCUUCCACAAAGGUCAAGGAGAGUUUGAGUGGUAGAUAAGCCUCCACCUCUUUCUCCGAACGAUUCCAAACCUUGUAUUUCCUUCCGCUUCUUCUCCCUUUCUUAUCUUCCUUCUUUUCUCCUAUCCCCAUCUGUAAAAACUCCAGAUCUGUCCCAGAACGUCAUGAGCAAUGAACCAAACCCAAACUCAACCCCAAAUCCGGUUCCUACACAUAUUUUGAUGGUCGGUGCAAGCGGAAAUUUGCCUCAAACGAUGAUUCAAUUUUUCACGAACUAAGAAAACACCACACCGGGAUUCCUGUUUCCGUCUUUCGUUUCUUUCAACAAUUACUUUCCAUACUCACUUUUCCCCACAUUGGAUGUAUGUGGCGCGUAUUGAAGGCGGACGGCGGUUUUCUCCCAGUUAGCUGUACUAGAGUAACAUAUUGAAUGAAACAGAUGGCCUUUGUCCUUG
This is a messenger RNA of Aspergillus ibericus CBS 121593, 1776 nucleotides long. RefSeq names its product transcription initiation factor IIA large subunit. The record is from RefSeq and is a predicted model, not a curated record. The transcript is spliced from 4 exons. NCBI's taxonomy places the organism in Eukaryota, Fungi, Ascomycota, Eurotiomycetes, Eurotiales, Aspergillaceae. Gene Ontology annotation, biological process: transcription initiation at RNA polymerase II promoter; transcription by RNA polymerase II. Bases 122 to 1357 code for a protein of 411 amino acids. Gene Ontology annotation, cellular component: transcription factor TFIIA complex.